GAUGCUAAAGUAGUUGUUCUAGCUAAUCUCAAGCCUCGGAACAUGCGUGGCAUUAAGUCGAAUGGAAUGCUAAUGGCUGUUUCUGAUGAAUCUCGUGAAACUGUUGAGCUUCUUUUACCUCCAGAAGGUUCAGUCCCUGGUGAGAGAAUUUGGUUUGGCUCAGAAGAUGGAAAAGAUAGACAACCAGAAGCUGCGACACCUAAUCAGGUCCAAAAGAAGAAGAUAUGGGAAUCGGUCCAACCUCAUCUGAAGACUACAGAUGCUUGUGUGGCUGUUCUCAGAGUGCAUCCAAUGCGGACUUCAGCAGGCAUGGUAACAUGCAGAUCCUUAAAGCAUGCAAGAAUAUCUUGAUAUGAAAAUUCUUCAUGUUGCCAUGACCUGCGAAAUUUCUUUGAUGCCAAUUUCUAGAUCUCAUCAGCUAUUCAAAUUCAGUUGACAGCCAUGUGCAAUCAAAUUCAUUUUGUAAGACUCUGAACUACAAGGCCAUGAAGAAAAAGCAAAAACAAUUGAUGCACAAUAAGUAUUUGAACCAUUUCAUCUCCCCA
Messenger RNA from Elaeis guineensis (African oil palm), 545 nucleotides. The record is from RefSeq and is a predicted model, not a curated record. Lineage: Eukaryota; Viridiplantae; Streptophyta; Magnoliopsida; Arecales; Arecaceae.